Galeopterus variegatus (Sunda flying lemur) is the source of this 3168-nucleotide messenger RNA. It is a transcript of the gene DGKK, whose product is annotated as diacylglycerol kinase, kappa. Gene Ontology annotation, molecular function: ATP-dependent diacylglycerol kinase activity. Gene Ontology annotation, biological process: lipid phosphorylation; intracellular signal transduction; diacylglycerol metabolic process. NCBI's taxonomy places the organism in Eukaryota, Metazoa, Chordata, Mammalia, Dermoptera, Cynocephalidae. The annotation marks the transcript as partial. The record is from RefSeq and is a predicted model, not a curated record. The transcript is spliced from 27 exons.
AAAAUACUGAAGGAAGGUCCUCUGCUGAAGAACUGUAGCUCCUUCAAGAGAUGGAAGCUUAGAUACUUUCUUGUUCGAGAGCAGAAGCUCUUAUUUGCACACCAUCCUGCGUUUGCACGCUUUGAAACAAUUGAUCUAUCUCAGGUCGCCUUGGCAGAAAGCAGCUGUAGAAACCUUUGCCACAGUUUUUGUGUUAUCACACCACAACGAAAAGUCACCUUGGCUGCAACCAACCGGAAAGACAUGGAAGAAUGGAUUAACGUCAUAAAAACUGUCCAACAAGGAGAAAUUCGUAAGAUACCUGCAGCAGAAAACAACCCUUUCCUUGUUGGAAUGCACUAUUGGUACUCCAAGUACAGCCCUCGAACCCAGCACUGCAAUGUUUGUCGAGAGAGCAUUCCUGCUUUAUCUAGAGAUGCUAUCAUCUGUGAAGUAUGCAAAGUGAAAUCUCACAGAUUAUGUGCUUUGAGAGCAAGCAAAGACUGCAAGUGGAAUACCUUGUCCAUCACUGAUGACCUCCUCCUUCCUGCAGAUGAAGUACAGACCAUGCCCCAUCAAUGGGUAGAAGGAAACAUGCCUGCCGGCUCUCAGUGUGCAGUAUGUCAUGAGAGAUGUGGCAGUUAUGAAAGACUUCAAGAUUUCCGCUGUCUUUGGUGUAAUUCUACGGUACAUGAUGACUGCAGGAGACGGUUUUCCAAGGAAUGUUGCUUUGGAAGUCAUCGCUCAUUAGUCGUCCCUCCCACCGCUCUCAGCGACCCCAAAGGCAAUGGCCAAUUAGUAGUAUCUUCAGACUUCUGGAAUCUCGAUUGGUCAUCUGCCUGUUCAUGUCCACUGCUCAUCUUCAUCAACUCCAAAAGCGGCGAUCAUCAAGGGGUCGUCUUCCUCCGAAAAUUCAAGCAGUACCUUAACCCGUCUCAAGUGUUUGACCUAUCAAAGGGCGGACCCAAAGCAGGACUGUGCAUGUUCAAGAACUUUGCUCGCUUUCGUGUUCUGGUUUGUGGUGGAGAUGGCAGUGUGAGCUGGGUCUUAUCACUGAUUGAUGCCUUUGGAUUAAAUGAAAGAUGUCAGUUGGCAGUCAUCCCACUUGGAACCGGCAAUGAUCUGGCCCGUGUCCUGGGCUGGGGGGCAUUCUGGAACAAAAACAAGUCACCUCUGGACAUCCUCAACAGAGUGAAGCAGGCUAGUGUGAGGAUUCUAGACAGAUGGAGUGUGAUGAUCCGUGAGACUCCUAGACAAACUCCACUGCUAAAAGGACAGGUUGAAAUGGAUAUACAACAAUUUGAGGCUGCUGCCAUCCACCACUUAGAAUCUGCAGCCACUGAGUUGAGCAAAAUCCUGAAGGCCAAGUACCCCACGGAGAUGAUCAUCGCAACGAGAUUCUUGUGCUCAGCAGUGGAAGAUUUUGUGGUUGAUAUUGUAAAGGCCUGGAGUCGGAUAAAACAAAACAAUACAGCAAUAGAGUCUGUGAUUUUGAAAAGUGACUUAAUGUAUGAUAAGCUCAGUGUCCUCAUUGAUGCCCUGGCUGAGGAGGCAGAAGCUACCUCUGUUGAGAAAGGUGCUGCAGUAUGUACAGACAGUGGUACAUGGAAAGUGGCAGAUGAAAAGCCCUUCGUCCCUCAAAUAGACCACAUAGCCAAAUGCAAGUUGGAGCUGGCCACAAAGGCUCAGAAUCUCCAGAAAUCCUUAAAACUCAUCAUAUUUCAAGUUGAACAAGUUCUGGAUGAGGAAAGCAGACAGACAAUAUCAGUUAAAAACUUUGCUUCAACCUCGUUCCUGGGAGAUGACUCAGAGGAUAUUGACCGGAUGAGCCCAAGACACCGUUCUCGUGGUGGCACUUUGUCUCCUAUAUCCUCUCUCAAAAGCGAGGACCUAGAAAACCUCAACUUGGAACACUUACAUUUCACAUCUGAAACUAUUCGCUUCAAAGAAAAAUGUGUAAUGAACAACUACUUUGGAAUUGGACUGGAUGCUAAAAUUUCUCUGGAGUUCAACACCAGAAGAGAUGAACACCCAGGACAAUACAAUAGCCGCCUUAAGAACAAGAUGUGGUAUGGCCUUUUGGGAAGCAAAGAACUUCUGCAGCGCUCUUACAGGAAACUGGAAGAACGAGUGCAGCUGGAGUGUGAUGGAGAAGUCAUUUCCUUGCCAAACCUGCAAGGCAUUGUAGUGCUCAACAUUACCAGCUAUGCUGGAGGUAUCAACUUCUGGGGAAGCAACACGGCAACCACAGAAUAUGAGGCUCCUGCAAUAGAUGAUGGGAAGCUGGAGGUAGUGGCAAUCUUUGGUUCUGUGCAGAUGGCAAUGUCCCGUAUCAUCAACCUACAUCAUCAUCGCAUCGCCCAGUGCCGUGAGGUGAUGAUAACCAUUGAUGGUGAAGAAGGUAUCCCAGUACAGGUAGAUGGGGAGGCCUGGGUUCAGAGGCCAGGCCUUAUCAAGAUUAGGUACAAGAAUGCUGCCCAGAUGCUGAUGAGAGAUCGGGGCUUUGAGAACUCAAUGAAAAUGUGGGAGUGCAAGCAUACUGGAAUUCAAGCUGUUCUUCAACCCCAGUUAGCCUCCCAGGAAUCUCAAGAUAGCCUCUCCGAUGAGGAGUGUGUCCAGAUGCAGCACUUAGCUCAGCUAGCAGAAAAUCUCAUUAGCAGACUUAAUGACCUGAGCAAGGUCCACCAGCAUGUGUCUGUCCUCAUGGAUUCUGUGAAUGCCAGUGCCAACAUCCUGAAUGAUAUAUUUUAUGGCCAAGAUAAUAGCAAUGAAGCAGGCACAGCUUCCUGUACUCCCAUUGAGACUCUAAGCAGAGAUGAUGCAGUAGAUGUUACAUUUAGUCUUAAAGGGCUCUACGAUGACACCAAAGCUUUCCUGGAUGAAAACUUGCUGAGAAAUGCUGAGGAUGAGGCCACACUACAAAUCACCCUGGAUGCCAUGAAUAAGGAGUUUGAAAAGCUAUCUGAGAUCAACUGGAUGAAUCCAUUCCUUGUUCCAGAGGAAAAAUCUUCGGAUACUGACAGUAGAAGCCUCAGAUUGAAAGUUAAGUUCCCCAAAUUGGGAAGGAAGAAGCUAGAAGAUGAAGACAAGCCUAAAUCAGGCCAUGGAAUUCAGGGUUUUAUUGGCAAUUUGUGGCAUCGCAGAAAUCGUGAAGAUGAAGCAAAAGAUGAUGAUCCUCCAACACCAUGA